This is a messenger RNA of Fusarium oxysporum Fo47, 1182 nucleotides long. RefSeq lists its product as uncharacterized. NCBI's taxonomy places the organism in Eukaryota, Fungi, Ascomycota, Sordariomycetes, Hypocreales, Nectriaceae. The transcript has 6 exons. The coding region runs from base 1 to 1182 and encodes 393 amino acids. The record is from RefSeq and is a predicted model, not a curated record.
AUGUCCGUCGCCACCGUCACACCAACAAUGCGCGAAGCAGGUUGGAAUGUGACAUUUCACGUAGGCCGCAAUUCCUGGAAAUUCGCAGGGCUUUUCCAAGCUCCGGGCAGCGAUUUGGUGACGUUUUGCGAUGUUAUUGAUGAGCUACGCCUUUGUUUCGAGUUCAAUGCGCGCGACAAUGAUGAGCAACAGAUCCCGAAGCUUAUUGAGGGGAACGAUCGCCGUUUGGCCGUACCCAGUCUUCCAAAUCGCGCGCCCAAACAGCCUGAUGUUUUAAAGUAUCAUCUUAUCCGCCAUAAGUCAUGUUCAUUACCCGACAACUCGCCACCGAAAGAACAUCUUGAAGCGAAAUGCGCACAACAUAUUCCCCCUCCAACCCGCCGUCCCAGACCCCGUGGCUCUCAAUCUCCUCCUAAACGCCAAGCGUCAGACUUCGUCUCGCCAAUAAAAGACGGUCCCGACGACGGUCUGGAUGCUGGUAGUAUGAUUGCACCCAGUAGGAUGCAAGUCGAUCUCGAGGUCGCCAAAAAAGUCAUGGACGAGUUUAGACACGCGUGGGGUGUAUAUGCUAGUUGCUGCGCCGUCAGCGGCGAAGGCGACUCCUGGGUAAUAAAUCCUACAAUUGGGCCUGCUCUACAAGCCUGCCAUAUCAUUCCGCAGAACCACUAUUACUUGUAUCCAAUUAUACAAGAUCAAGAGGACGACGGAGAUACGGGGUAUAAGGCAAUAAUGCUUGAUCAUGUUGAUCCGAAUGCUCUGCGACAUCACUGGGAUAUGUGCGUUAUGGAAAACAUGACGGCUAUGAUGCCUCUUUUGGAGUUGCCUACAGGCGGCACAAAUACGCCUUUCAGUCCGUCGAGUGAGUUACUUAUGACGCCAGGGUCUGCGAACGGAUCUCAGCCGGAGAGCGGCCGGACUGGUCUCGGGAAGGAAGCUUCGGUACAAGAGGCUCUUGAUGACCAAGAAGUUGUGGCAUUGCAGCACGAUUCUGACGAAACAGACGGCCCGAUUCCUAAACGCAGGCAGCUGCAUGACUGCGAAGUCCGAGAGAUUCAUUCGCCUGAGGAAUGGAUUCAGGACGACAUGAUGGAUAGCUUUAUCACCCCAUUCAACCGCAAGGUGUUUCUUGCGGACGUUAAUUGGGAAUUGCAAACGUUCAACUCCCGCAGGUCAUGUAGUUAA